AUGGAAGGUUCCAGUUCUUUACCAAUUUUGAACCCUUUUCAUUGGGGCUUUAAUGGUACUGUCACCCAUUUUGCAUCUGAUGAGACAGUUGAAUUGCUCUUAAAGGAAGCACAUACGAAAACUGAUUUUCAUCACUUUAUUAACCAAAAUAUUCCAGGCUUAAGAAAUGGUGCUAAUUUUAGAUUAAACCCUAUGCUAUUUACUGGUAUUUUACAAACAAUGUAUUUAAGUGGUGCCAAUUUAACAAAGAAAUAUCAAGUAUUUUAUGGUAGAGAAGUAGUUAACUUCUCUGAUGGUGGUAUAUGUACUGCUGAUUGGGUCAUUGACUCCUGGCCUGAGAAAUAUAAAUUUGAUAAAGAAACAGGAUUAUUUGAUAAAAAUAAAUUUAUUGAAGAUGAGAAAGCUACUCACCCAGAUAACUGGCCUAGGCUACAUCCAAGAACCAGAUUCGUUACUAAAGAAGAACAAAAAAUAAUCAGUGAAGAUAUUAGACCAUUGGUUUUAGUUAUCCAUGGGCUAGCUGGUGGCUCCCAUGAACCUAUUAUAAGAUCUUUAACUGAACAAUUGUCUACUAUAGAUCACCAUAAAUUCCAAGUUGUGGUAUUAAAUUCUCGUGGCUGUGCACGUUCUAAAGUCAGUAAUCGUAUGCUAUUUACAGCAUUUCAUACAGAUGAUAUUAAAGAAUUUUUACAAAGAGAACAUGCUAGAAAUCCAAAGAGAAAAAUCUAUGCAGUUGGAUUUUCAUUUGGUGCAACCCUUCUAGCUAAUUACUUGGGUAAAACUGGUGAUAAUAGUUUAAUAUCUGCUGCUGCUACAGUUUCUAAUCCUUGGGAUAUGGUAGCUUCUGGCGAAAAAAUGGAAUUGGAUUGGUGGUCAAGAAAUUUAUUUUCUAAAGCAAUUGCCCAAUUUUUAACUAGAACAGUUGAAGUUAACAUGGGUGAAUUAGGAUUACCAGAUGGCUCUGAACCAGAUCAUGAACCCACUCCUGAUAAGCCCUGUUUCUAUAUGUUUACCAAGGAGAAUGUAACUAAGGCAAAAAGUUUAACCUCUACUUCUCAAUUUGAUAAUACAAAUUGCUCCAUGUUUGGGUUUUUGAAAAAUGCGCUAGCUUAUUAUAAAGCAGCAAGUUCAAUUAAUAAUCUACAAAACAUCAGAGUUCCUACCGUAAUUAUUAACUCUAGGGAUGACCCAGUUGUUGGACUAGCCUCUAUCCCAUAUAAACAAAUACAACUUAACAGAUACACUGUGCUAUGUGAAACUGAUCUUGGUGGUCAUUUAGCAUAUUUAGAUAGUAAUCAAGAUUCUUGGGUCACUAAGAAUAUUGCUCAAUAUUUUGCUAAAUUUGACGAAUUGGUUUUAUAG
Messenger RNA from Henningerozyma blattae CBS 6284, 1362 nucleotides. It is a transcript of the gene EEB1, whose product is annotated as medium-chain fatty acid ethyl ester synthase/esterase. Bases 1 to 1362 code for a protein of 453 amino acids. Lineage: Eukaryota; Fungi; Ascomycota; Saccharomycetes; Saccharomycetales; Saccharomycetaceae. The record is from RefSeq and is a predicted model, not a curated record. Gene Ontology annotation, biological process: medium-chain fatty acid biosynthetic process; medium-chain fatty acid catabolic process. The transcript has a single exon. Gene Ontology annotation, molecular function: acetylesterase activity; monoacylglycerol lipase activity.